UCAUACAAAGAAGAUGAGUGAGAGGGAUGCGGUAGGUUUAUGGGGAAGCUGCAGCAGCCUUCUCUCCUGAGAAAGCAGUAUGUAUGGGCAGGUGUGGGGACUGGCUGCAGUUAAAGCCUGGCAGAUGCACAAUGUGCUCUCUUAGUAGUAGUUAUUCUGUAAAUAAGUCACCUUAUUUAAACCCUGGGAGCAUCUCUUUCCAGCCUGUCCUACAGAAGCAGGAUGAAACCCGGGCCAUUUGUGACAAAGGUUCUGAGAAACCACAGGAGGCUGAGACCUAAAGGAAGGUGCAGAGCUCAGAGCAGAGAGGCAGAGGAAGCAGCAGAGCACAGGGCAGGAGGACAGCGUGCCUCUGGGCUGGAGGGUGCUAGAGCCCAGCGAGCACCCCAGGGCAGAGGAGGAAUCAAGGGAGAAAGAGGGAAGCCAGGCAUACCACAGGUGCAAAGGAAGCCAAGGAGGUCCUGGGAGCCAGAGACAGGAGCCAUGCCCCACAGCUCCGACAGCAGCGACUCCAGCAUCUCCAGCCAGUCCCCCCCUCCUAGCAAGCAGGACUCUUCUGAUGACAUGAGGAAAGUCCAGAGGAGGGAGAAGAACCGCAUUGCUGCCCAGAAGAGCCGGCUGCGGCAGACCCAGAAAGCAGAUACGCUGCACUUGGAGAGCGAAGACCUGGAGAGGCAGAACGCAGCCCUGCGCCGGGAGAUUAAGCAGUUGACAGAGGAGAUGAAGCACUUCACCUCGGUGCUGAGCUCCCACGAACCGCUCUGCUCCAUCCUGGCAUCGCCCCCCCCACCACCCCCGGAGGUGCUUUAUGCUGCGCACUCCUUCCACCAGCCCCACAUCAGUUCCCCGCGCUUCCAGCACUGAGCCUACUUGGGGCGGCCAAGAACCUAUUUGUGGGGCUCACUUUUCCAUCUGGAGAGGGGCGAGCGGACAAACACCCCUUCUCGAAGUGUGUACUCUGAGUGACUUUGUCCAAGACUUGUUCCCUGUGCAGAAAUGGCAGAGCCACCAGCAGGCAUCUUCAGGCAGUUUCCAGCUUGGAUCAUGGAAAGAGGAGAAUUCAGCAUCAGCUGUUCUCUGGUUCUUGCCUGGGGACAUCACAGGCUGCCUUUGUGCCAGUGGCCGGCUGCAGCGUGCAGCAUCAGAAGCUCCAGGCACAGGAAUGAGAACAGGGGUGGAGGGGAAGGUUGGGGGACACAGAGUACCAGGGUGAAACUGGUUUAUUUUUGUAAAAUAAAGAAUGAAAACGC
This is a messenger RNA of Phasianus colchicus (ring-necked pheasant), 1250 nucleotides long. RefSeq names its product basic leucine zipper ATF-like transcription factor (gene BATF). Gene Ontology annotation, cellular component: nucleus. Gene Ontology annotation, molecular function: DNA-binding transcription factor activity, RNA polymerase II-specific; RNA polymerase II cis-regulatory region sequence-specific DNA binding. The record is from RefSeq and is a predicted model, not a curated record. Gene Ontology annotation, biological process: regulation of transcription by RNA polymerase II. NCBI's taxonomy places the organism in Eukaryota, Metazoa, Chordata, Aves, Galliformes, Phasianidae.